Molecule: messenger RNA, 1689 nt
Organism: Toxorhynchites rutilus septentrionalis
Lineage: Eukaryota; Metazoa; Arthropoda; Insecta; Diptera; Culicidae
Exons: 2
Coding region: 1-1689 (562 amino acids)
Biological process (GO): proteolysis
Molecular function (GO): aspartic-type endopeptidase activity
Source: RefSeq, a predicted model, not a curated record
AUGGUGAAGAAACGCUACAGUACGCUCACCAUCGCUAAAACCCCGACUGAAGAUUACGUCACUUUCGCGUGUCGGGUAAACAAAAUGUUCGUAGAAUUCGAGCUGAAGAAGAUGUCCGAGCAACAAUUUAAGUGCCUAAUGUUCGUUUGUGGUCUCAAGGGUGAGUGUGACGCCGAUGUACGUACCAGGCUGUUGGUGAAGAUUGAGAGCAACGAUGAUGUCACCCUAGAGGCGAUGGUUGAUGAAUGUCAGCGGCUGAUCAAUCUAAAGAACGAUACAGCGAUGAUUGAAGGUCCAUCCGGACAGGUGCAAGCAAUCAAAGGAGGUUCACAUCAUCAUCAGAGGAAGUUCCAGAAGCGGUCAACAGAACGAUGGAAAGGUUCUCCAGUGCCGGAAGAGGUGCAGAAAGUUCCUGCGACUCCAUGCAACGAAUGUAGGCAGUUUGGCCGCAAGGAGGGCUACUGUUCAACAACGAAACGUUCGUCCAAACCAGUGAAGCAGCGCAAUAGGAAGGUUUCUACCAAAACCAUCGCACUUUCCGUGGGCAACGUCCAGAGCAAGCGACGGUUCGUGCAGGUAGAAAUCAAUGGUGUUCCAGUGCGCCUACAAUUGGAUACGGCGUCGGAUAUCACAAUUGUGUCCGAGCAGGUUUGGAAGCAGCUGGGUCAGCCAACGACGGUGCCGGCAACACAGAUCGCAAAGUCAGCGUCGGGUGAACAACUCGAUCUGCAGUACGAGUUUGCAUGUGAGGUAUCAUUCAACGGAUCAGCGCAGCAGGGCAGGAUUUUCGUCUCCAAGUGUUCGCUCAACCUACUGGGCAUCGACUUCAUCGACAAAUUCUAUCUUUGGUCACUACCGAUUGACAAUUUCUGCAACCAUAUCAGUGGUGUACCUAUAGAUGUAAAUUCAUUGCAGAAGGCGUACCCGAAGUUAUUCAGCAAUACAUUGGGGCUGUGCAAUAAGGCCAAAGUAAAGCUAGUUUUAAAGGAAUCCUGUCGACCAGUUUUCCGCCCUCGUCGACCAGUUUCCUAUGCUAUGCUACCAACAGUUGACGAAGAGCUCGAUCGUCUGGAACGGUUGAAUAUUAUUUCACCUAUAAAUUACUCCGAGUGGGCGGCUCCAAUAGUGGUUGUUAGGAAGGCGAACGGCAGCAUACGCAUUUGUGGGGACUACUCCACUGGGCUCAACGAGCGGCUCCAAUCUCAUCAAUAUCCGCUCCCGCUUCCACAGGACAUUUUCUCCAAACUGGCCGGUUGCAUCGUGUUCAGCACAAUCGAUUUGUCUGAUGCUUUCCUGCAGAUGGAAGUCGAUGAGAGUUCACGCCGUAUGCUCACAAUAAACACGCACCGGGGGUUGUAUGAAUACAACAGAUUACCACCCGGAGUGAAGGCAGCACCAGGGGAAUUUCAGCAGAUGAUUGAUACCAUGCUGGGCGGACUUUCGGAUACCUCUGGCUACAUGGACGAUGUUAUCGUCGGAAGCAAGAAUGCUGAAGAGCACCAACGAAAUCUGCACGCCGUUCUACAGCGGAUUCAAGAGAACGGUUUCACCAUACGCCCAGAGAAGUGCUCAUUUGCUAAACCACAGAUUCGGUACUUGGGAUUUCUGUUAGACCGCCAUGGCAUCCGCCCGGAUCCAACAAAAAUUGCAGCCAUCAAGAAUAUGGCGCCACAACAGGACUUGACCUGA